Molecule: messenger RNA, 2578 nt
Organism: Aspergillus alliaceus
Lineage: Eukaryota; Fungi; Ascomycota; Eurotiomycetes; Eurotiales; Aspergillaceae
Gene: mdv1
Product: WD repeat-containing protein
Exons: 5
Coding region: 274-2220 (648 amino acids)
Molecular function (GO): protein binding
Source: RefSeq, a predicted model, not a curated record
AAAAUAUUGAGCAUAUUCUUCCAAGACAACGCAAUACGUACACUAAAUAGUACUUUCAUGUGCUUCAGCUUAAGUCCGCGGUAAUAAUACGGUACAUCCUUCCCGGCAAGGCGGUAAUUCAUCGCGUGCAGCUCCAACCUUCUUUUCCAGAGAGCCGAAAAACAAGAGCAACCCGAUCGCCGACUCGACGUUGCUCCCCCUUCUUUGCCUCCCCCUCUUCAGACCUUCCUUAUGGGCGUUUAACGUCUCAAGAGAAUUACUCAGGUCGGCGAUAUGGACAAACACCGCCGCGAUGAGUCGCCUUCGGGUCUGUCUGAUAUUGUCGAGCAUGACGGUCUUCUAGGGACCGGCCUGACGACCAGACAUAUCGAGGCCUUCGGGAGGAAAGUAACGUCGACGGCCGGGCAUUUAAUGGGCCCUCCGGGUGACGGAAAUCCCGCUCAUUACAACAAUGCUAUGGUGGAUAUUCAGCGCGAGCUGCGGCGCCCUAAUACGCAGCGCAGGAUAUUCGCCUUGACUCAAACGACUCCGACGGAUCUUGUCCGCUCCAAGCUGUCGACUUCCGAAAUCCAAUCGCGAGCUCUCUCCUCCCUCCCCGACGAUCUCCUUGCGAACAUUCCCGAUGACAGCAGCUCCUACUCUCUAUUUGAAGGCUUCCAGGCCUCACAAGAUGACAUCGAAUAUCGAAAGGCUCAUCGACGGCGCACUUCCAAAUCAAAGAAGUUGUUGAAAGACGGCGAAGGGCGGCCAGCCCUUCCGUCCGCUCCGGCGGACCUGAAGAAGGAGCGUGACCUGUUGAGUCGCCGCAUGGAGCUGAUGGGCGUGCGCAAGAACAUGUGUAGCUCGGAGAUACAUGACAUAGAUAACAAGAUCGCGAACCUUCACAAUAUGCGCAAGAUUGUUUUGGAUCGGUUGGCUGGGCUAGAGAUGGAGGAGGCGGAAUUGGAACAUGAACUGACCGAGAUCGAAAAUAAAUUAGAGGAUAUUGAAGAGGAAGCACCAGAUGUGGUGGGCACUCCUAAAUCAUCCGUCAAUGACGAGUCUCUAAUUUCGGAGGAUGCGGCCAUGGACGCAUCCUUCAUGUCAGAGUCUAUCUAUCAAAAGAUACCGUCGCCGAAGAGCUUCAAGCAGAAAUCAAUAAGAAAACGAUCCAUGCCUGUGUUACACGAGCAUUUCACCCCUGGAUCCUUGAUCAAGGAGAUGGAGGCGCAUACCGACAUGGUGACUGCUAUUGAUUUUGAUUUCCCUUUCGGUACAAUGGUCAGCGCAGCAUUGGAUGAUACCGUGCGAGUCUGGGACCUUAACACUGGCAGAUGCAAUGGGUUUUUGGAGGGGCAUAAUGCAUCGGUUCGGUGUCUUCAAAUAGAGGAUAAUAUUGUGGCCACCGGUUCUAUGGAUGCCUCAGUCAAACUUUGGGACUUGAGUCGCGCCCGCACCAGACCGCGAAGCAGCCGCAUUAACAAGCAAGAAGAUGAAGAAGAUGCUGCCGACGAUGCUUCUCAAGUAUCUCAUUCGACGACUCUAGAGGAUUGCCACGUAUUUUCACUAGAUGCCCACGUCGGUGAAGUGACAGCACUCCAUUUCCGGCGUGACAACUUAAUUUCCGGUUCGGCGGAUAAGACUCUACGACAAUGGGAUCUUGUCAAAGGGCGUUGUGUGCAGACAUUGGACGUUCUCUGGGCCGCAGCUCAAGCGUCGACGCUAAAUGGAGAUAGCUCAUGGCGACCGUCGGGACGUAUGCCGGAUGCAUCCGCAGACUUCGUGGGCGCGCUUCAGUGCUUCGAUGCCGCCCUGGCUUGUGGUACUGCCGACGGUAUGGUUCGUUUGUGGGAUUUGCGUAGUGGUCAAGUCCAUCGGAGUCUCGUUGGACAUACAGGUCCCGUUACGUGCUUACAAUUUGACGAUGUACACAUGGUGACGGGAAGUAUGGACCGCAGUAUUCGGAUCUGGGAUCUCCGAACGGGAUCCAUCUUUGAUGCAUAUGCCUACGAUAAACCUGUAACCAGCAUGAUGUUCGACACGAAGCGUAUUGUGACUGCCACGGGAGAGAGUGUGGUGAAGGUAUACGACAAAGCAGACGGCAACCACUGGGACUGUGGUGCCGGCGUUGGUGUUGAUGAACAAGGCCCGUUACCCGCCACCGUAGACCGAGUGCGCCUCAAGGACGGAUUUCUCAUCGAAGGCCGCAAGGACGGCACCAUUGGCGCGUGGACUUGUUAGAAAUGAUUCUAUGAGGCAUUGGCUUUCGGACGUAUUUGGAUGUACAUGCGAGCACUUGCCAUUAUAUUCUCCCGCAAAGUCUCAGCGCGUCUUUAAAUAUGUAUAUUAUAUUUGUCUCCAGUGUUUUAGAAGCGAGAUGAAGCUGUCCAGGACAGGCAGCGUUGUAAAAUGAAUUUGUGAAGUGAUGCCAGUCUUUCUUCUCAUUUCUUAUGCAUUGGAUAUGAAUGAAUGCGAUCAAAAUUAGAAGAUAAAAGAAUGUUGAAGUAAGAAAGCAAGAAUUAUAGACUGGUCUUUGUGUUGCUGUAGAGCUUACAGACCAUGCCGUGGAUAGUAAAGCAGCUACAUAUUGAGACAUCUC